Molecule: messenger RNA, 2542 nt
Organism: Scophthalmus maximus (turbot)
Lineage: Eukaryota; Metazoa; Chordata; Actinopteri; Pleuronectiformes; Scophthalmidae
Product: stage VI sporulation protein D-like
Exons: 2
Coding region: 1-1113 (370 amino acids)
Source: RefSeq, a predicted model, not a curated record
AUGGAGCAGCGUGUUUUCCUCCGGUUUCACUCGUAUGACUUCGGCUCAGAUCGGAGGUUCCAGGACGGACUGACGGUUCUACACGAGUCGAGCAGCAGCAGAGGAGAAAGUGACGUAGAGGACGUGAAGCUCUUCUUCUACAAUAGGUUCGUUGAGCCCAUCGACCGGACCAGGUUCAAACUGUGGCGUUCUGCUUCUCCUAGUGUGACACCUCAGGACGUCCGGGCCGAGCAGCCGGAUUCACAUGGUGAUCUCAGUGACGAUCAGGCCGCGGACGCUCCUGCAGAGUCCCGGGUGAGGGAACACGACCGGGCCGCGGACGCUCCUGCAGAGACCCGGGUGAGGGAACACGACCGGGCCGCGGACGCUCCUGCAGAGACCCGGGUGAGGGAACACGACCGGGCCGCGGACGCUCCUGCAGAGACCCGGGUGAGGGAACACGACCGGGCCGCGGACGCUCCUGCAGAGUCCCGGGUGAGGGAACACGACCGGACCGCGGACGCUCCUGCAGAGACCCGGGUGAGGGAACACGACCGGGCCGCGGACGCUCCUGCAGAGACCCAGGUGAGGGAACACGACCGAGCUGCGGACACUUCCCAGGUGAGGGAACACGACCGGACCGCGGACGCUCCUGCAGAGACCCAGGUGAGGGAACACGACCGAGCCGCGGACACUCCUGCAGAGACCCGGGUGAGGGAACACGACCGGGCCGCGGACGCUCCUGCAGAGACCCGGGUGAGGGAACACGACCGGGCCGCGGACGCUCCUGCAGAGACCCGGGUGAGAGAACACGACCGGGCCGCGGACGCUCCUGCAGAGACCCAGGUGAGGGAACACGACCGGGCCACGGACGCUCCUGCAGAGACCCAGGUGAGGGAACACGACCGGGCCACGGACGCUCCUGCAGAGACCCAGGUGAGGGAACACGACCGAGCUGCGGACACUUCCCAGGUGAGGCAGCUUUCCUUUGCGGAGGUGAUGCGACUGAUUCAGGACGGACAGGAACUGCCCGGAGCAGUAAAACUUGAUGUAACCCCGAGCAACCAGAGUCCCACUCCGGCUCGGAUGCAGAGGAAACUCAAACCCUGGGAAACGGCUUUGUCCUUCGAGUGACCGCUUCGUCUUUAUCGCUCUGAGCAUCAAAAUCAAUAACUUCUGAUAAAAAAGAAUGAAAACUUCCAUCUUCACGAGGAGUUGACAUGUUGUUGGUCUGGAACAUUUAACGUGACACAGAAACAUCGGAGAACGUUUAGUGGACCGUCCGUCUGGGUCGAGUCAGAACCCUCAUGAGACCCAGACUGAGACAGAACCAAGUGUGUGUUGAUAUCAUUCUACUACUUUGUUUUAAUUACUUUGAGUUGUGGUAGUUCCAGGGUUCCUACGCAGUAUGGGAAAGUAUGGAAUUUGAUUUCAUUAUUUUCCAGGUCUGGAUAAGUCUGGAAAAAUAUAAUGUUUGAAGACGUGAAUCCAAAGAUCUGAGAAACUAACGCUGCGUCUGACUGUGAAAGGUUCCUAUCAACAGACAUUACUGAUGAUUCACCAUCGAGUUGGAGGAACGUUGACGUCAAACAUGAAGCCGAAGGUUCUUCUGUAGAUUAAUAAUAAUAAUCGUCUGAGUUUCAGUAACUACACGUUAAUACUGGUUUUAUAAAACAUGUUUAUUAGUCCCAUUGAAGUCAAAACUUCUUUUCACAUGAUCAGUCAGAACAAAUUGAAAUGAUGGAAAAAAACUAAACACAAACACAAACAACAUGUUCAUGACGCUGGAUAAAUCCAUCAUGUCCUUAAUAUUCAUCACACUAAUAUUUCCCUAUGUCACAGACUCUUCAUAAAAAAUACACACAGUUGCAAAACAAAAACAAAACUACAAGAAAAGUUCACCUUUGACCUGGAGCCUGUGAGGGCAGAGUUAGCACCAUUAGCACCUUUAGCGUAGCACCAUCAGGAAACAGUCGACGAGGUAAAGUAGGAGAAUUCAAACAUGAAAUAUUACACUCGUGUAUAUGAAUAUGCAAACCACAAGUUCUGUCACUGAUUUUGUAGCAGGGCUGCACAUGAAUAUUAUUUGUAAUGACUCUGUUGAUCAAUGAUCAGCCUCUUUGUGAUCGUCUGAUCUCUACGUUGUUGCUUCUUCGUCAGUGGAAUGAAAAUCAGUUUACAACAAAACAUUUUUUGUGUGAGGAGAGAUGUGAUAAAACAUUUUUGAUAAUUGAUGAUUCUCUUUUUUACGGUUCAGCUCCGGUUGGUUUGAUGUAAGGAGAUGAUUCUUAUUGUUCUGUGACUCAGUUUACUUGUAAUAUUUGGUUCUUUUGGUUUCGGUUUGACGAUGACGUUUCAGUUUCGGACAAAGUUUCAGUUUUCACAGUUUUCUGGCAUUUAAGACAAAAUGAUUAUUAAUAUAAAAUAAUCAGUGGAUCAAGUGAUGAUGUCUAUAAUGCAGCACAGACAUUUACAUUGACUGAUAGAACAGUUCGACCUGAGGAAGAUUCAAGUCUCUGUCUUGUUUUUAAAACCACGAUAAUAAAAGUAUUUGUAAUUAAAA